GUGUCUUCAAUUGGCAUUUAAAAAGCAUUUCUCUAUGCAUUAAAGAUGUACAGUCACAGGCUUCUUUUUCCUCCUUUAUGCGAUUCAAAGCAACAUUAAACAACCCAACUGGAUUGCAUAAACUAGCUCAGACAUUGGAGAAGUUAGGCCCAGUAUGCUUUGCUGUAUUCUCAAAAACAGAGCUGCGCUUUAUUACACACCAGAAUAACCCAGUAGACAUUCAAUCAUGGACUGUGAUGAAUCCAUCUUGCAUGUUUUCAGAAUAUCGUCUUCAAAGUCUUCAAGUCAACAAUGAAGUUUAUUUUGCCUUCAAUCUCGCCAAUCUUUUAUUGAUCACUAAAGAUCUUGUAGAUUGUACACGCAUUACAGUUGGACUAAAAGAUACCAAUGGCAACAUUAUUUUAAGUUUCAAGUGGACAUCUGAGAGCUUUAAAGGUUCAAAAGAUCUAUUGAACAAGGAAUUACCUAUUCAGCUCGUGACAGGAGACAAGAUUCAACACAUCAGAGAUCCUGUUACUAUGGAAGCUCCUGAUACAUAUAUUUUAUUGCCUGAUGUGAAUGUCCUCAAGGUAACAGCAGAAAGAUUUAAGACAUUAAAUGGUUUUUUGAAAUUAUCUGCCAAUAUGAAGGGUGAAUUCAAAGUCGAAGUUCAAUCUCCUUUUGCCAUGUGUAGUUCUCACUAUGAAAACCUUCAGCAUCCUGAACUAGUGGGCCAUGACUUAAGCACAAGAGAACCAGAAUCUUUUUCUUCUGUCUGUGUCAAGAGUGAUGAUUUUGUUCACUUUUUAAACUGUGCUUAUUUAGAGCCUGAUAAUAUUAUCUGCAGUAUCACUCAUGAUAGGCAGUUGACAUUCUUGAUCUAUCUUAGAAUUGAUACUUAUCAAAAUGAAGAUGCUCCCCUUAGAUCCUUGAAUCCUCAACAGUGUCGAAUUACUGUUCAAUUGCCGUUGUAUAUCGAUAACUAAUGUGUCUUUACCAUAUGCGGGAAACCAAAACCAAAAAAAAAAGUUUAAAUAUUAAUUGCCAGACUUCUUCUCCUUUCUUUCUUUUUCUUUGCUGUAUAC
Molecule: messenger RNA, 1064 nt
Organism: Gilbertella persicaria
Lineage: Eukaryota; Fungi; Mucoromycota; Mucoromycetes; Mucorales; Choanephoraceae
Product: checkpoint protein Hus1/Mec3
Exons: 7
Coding region: 78-965 (295 amino acids)
Biological process (GO): double-strand break repair via homologous recombination; nucleotide-excision repair; meiotic DNA integrity checkpoint signaling
Cellular component (GO): site of double-strand break; nucleolus; checkpoint clamp complex
Source: RefSeq, a predicted model, not a curated record